Prorocentrum cordatum is the source of this 1118-nucleotide messenger RNA. The record is from the annotation of a GenBank genome assembly. NCBI's taxonomy places the organism in Eukaryota, Dinophyceae, Prorocentrales, Prorocentraceae.
AUGGGCCCUGCCGCCGGCCGGCCCCCGAUCGCGGUCCUCGCGGUGGUCCUCGCCUGUGCGGGCUGGCGCGCCGCCGAGGUUGGGCUGCUGCCCCCCGAGGGCUCGCCUGCCUGGCUGGAGGCGGUGUGCCCAGUGGUGCCCCAGUGCCCGACCUGCCCGGCCUGCUCGUGCCCGCAGGUAGAGCUGCAAGGCCCAUCGCCUGGAGAGCAGGAGGAGGAGUGGUACAGUGACCUGUCCCCUGGCCAGUACGUGGCCAUGGAGUACGAAGGCGACGACGUAGAUCACGAAAGGAUCCUGCUCUAUCCUCUCGGCGGCGGAGUUUGGUGUAUUCGAACACCAGACGGCGAUGAGUACUUCCAGGACGUGGCCUGCCAGGGCGCGUCGGACGGUCCUGUGCGUUGCCGCUUGCUGCCCGCCGAUGGCUCGCUGCCGCCUGGGGCUAGAGGCCGAGGGCGGCGUAAGCUGUACCGCUUCCCGGAGCGGGUCGGUGCCGUGGAGCUGCGAGAGGGCAUCCUAUGGGGCCGUAGCGCUUGCGAGGCGGAGUGCCGCCCUGGCCAGCGACCCGUGGUGCCCGAGCGCGUGCAGGAGCCCGCUGGCGGGCUGACCCCGAUCGGGCGUUUCUUCGGUGGCAGCUUCCCGCACGCGCCGGGAGUGCGGCUUCGAGGCAAGCAGCCGCUGACUGCGGCUCUGGUCGCGCGGCCCAGGCCCGAGGUGGCACUUGGCGGCACGGCCGCGCCCGAGGUGGACAUCCGCAAGGCGACGUUCGUUGGCGCGUCGGACACCUCGGGGCUGAUCUUCGUGGACGACGGCUUCGCCAGAGUGAGGCGCAUGCCAGUCGAGGACGUACCCGAGUACGCCGACACUCGCACCGCCGAGCUGCGCCGUCGCCUGGGGCUGCCAGGAGCGGGCGCCGAGGCGGACCUUCGAGAUCGCCUGGCUCGCCCACCGCUGCCGCCGCCCGCCGAGGCGCCCGCCCAGGCUGGGGAGGCCGCCGCGGCGCCGAUCAAGAGUGAGGAUGUCAGGCUGCCCGCGGUGGACUUCGACGGCCAGGGCGAGCGCUUCAAGCCUUGGCGCGAGGCGGUGCAUGAAAGUAGCCAGGAGGAGUUCAGUAACCAGCC